AUGCAGAUGGUGGUCUGGGUUAUUCUAGCAUUGUCGCAACUGGUGCGAGGAGGACAACCACAAGAGUUGGUCAACGAAAUCUUGGAGCGGGGAGACACCAACGAAAUUGUCCGACUCUUUGUUUUGACCUUUGUGAUUCGCAACACUCGAGGUGGAAAGGCCGAGAAGAAGCUAUCGUUUGAUGCGUUUCUCCACCUUUUGAAGCACUACCCAGAAACCGCAAAGGCAUUGCUUCCCAUGUUUGUUCAUUAUGGAUACUGGAAAGAUUUUUUGUUGCUCAUGGAAAUGGCCAAGGAGCAUUCCUAUUAUUCUGCUCUCCGAGAUGGUGUCAUGGAACUCAUGAAGCAUCAGUGGCACAAGGAUAUGUCGGCGCUUGGGAAAUAUGAGAUGAAGCUCCGCGAUGCUAGUAGGGAUGAGACUGCAACGGAUAAUCUCAAAAAAUGGGGCCUCGCAUCAGUCGCAUCAGUCUCUUGGCCAAAUCGCUUCCCCGAGAAGGAAAGGCUUUGGAUAAGAAGAUUGAUUUCGUGA
Cylindrotheca closterium is the source of this 528-nucleotide messenger RNA. The record is from the annotation of a GenBank genome assembly. Lineage: Eukaryota; Bacillariophyta; Bacillariophyceae; Bacillariales; Bacillariaceae.